Messenger RNA from Culicoides brevitarsis, 1301 nucleotides. It is a transcript of the gene Jra, whose product is annotated as transcription factor Jra. Gene Ontology annotation, cellular component: transcription regulator complex. Gene Ontology annotation, biological process: regulation of cell population proliferation; regulation of cell cycle; regulation of transcription by RNA polymerase II. NCBI's taxonomy places the organism in Eukaryota, Metazoa, Arthropoda, Insecta, Diptera, Ceratopogonidae. The record is from RefSeq and is a predicted model, not a curated record. The transcript has 3 exons. Gene Ontology annotation, molecular function: DNA-binding transcription factor activity, RNA polymerase II-specific; transcription factor binding; RNA polymerase II cis-regulatory region sequence-specific DNA binding. The coding region runs from base 419 to 1252 and encodes 277 amino acids.
CGAGAACAGACGGAAUUUUAUCUUUUUCCUCCCUUCAAAAAAAAAAAAAAAGUUUCAAGUAAUCGAAAGGAUCGUAAAUAAACAAUUUCAAAGAGAUUCGAUAGAAAUUAGCUGAAAAUCAAAGAAAAAUAUUGAAAAAAGUGUUUCGCAAUCGUCACAAAAUUUUAUGCUUGUGUGUGUCUCCUGCCUUACAAAAAUACCAAACACAUACAAAAAAAAAAUACUUUUUUGAAUAAACACAAGUGACACAAAGCAAAGUGCAGAACUAAAAAUUUCAACAAACAACAACAAAUUUCGUGUUUUUCUCGUACGUUCCAUACACGCAAAGCACGAAAAAAAAAUCUUCAAGGACUCAAAAGUUACAAAAAACUGAUGUCAUAAAUAGCUCAAAGUAGCUAUCCGACAACAAAAAAAAAUUAUGCGUGAAACUACCAACGGCGACUCAUUUUACGAAGAUAACAAUCAAUUUACCGCACCUUCGAGCACCUCGACGAGCAACAACAACAACAACGCCGCCAUGCCAAACUCACAGGGAAUCAAGAGGCCACACAGCUUGGACUUUAGCGGAGGCACAAAACUCGGCAAACGGAAAUUCAAUCAAUCGUUGCAAGUGGCUCCGGUCUUGGAUUCGCCCGAUAUUCAGAAAUUGGGACUCGCAACGCCCGACAUUGAAAAGUUUAUCUUGAACAAUCCGACGGGAAUUUUACAAACGCCUGGCGUUGGCAUGAAUUUCACACCAAAGGCGACAAUCGAACAAGAAGAAUUCGUCUCCGGAUUCGAUCAAGUAUUAAACGACAUUCGUAUCAAAAACGAGGCGAACAACAGCAACAACAACAAUAAUCAGACAAAUAGCAAUACGAGCAUCUCAACCAGCGUAACGACGGUAACAACGACGAGUAACAUGUCGGGCGGAGGAAUAAUUUAUGCGGAUUCCGUUCCUCUGGCGACAAUUAAAGAAGAACCCCAAACAGUGCCUCAAUCGCCGCCCGUCAGCCCGAUCGACAUGGAGAACCAAGAACGCAUCAAACUCGAACGGAAACGCCAGAGAAAUCGUGUCGCUGCGAGCAAAUGUCGCAAACGCAAGCUCGAACGCAUCUCGAAGCUCGAGGACAAAGUGAAGAACCUCAAAAGCGAAAAUGCGGAAUUGGGCGCCGUGAUAUCGGGCUUGAAGCAGCACGUGUUCAAACUCAAGCAACAAGUCAUCGAACACGUGAAAAGUGGAUGUUCUGUCAAUUUAGCGGGACAAUUUUAAGGUUUUUAGAAUUUAAGAGCUUUUUUAAAGAAAAAAAAAACUUCUAAGA